UUUAUGAGUUUACUUGAUUAAAAAAAAAAAGUAAUCUUUCCUGCGUUUGUUUGUAACUUACAUAUACAGGAAAAAGUUAUAUAUUUUGUUCUACCAUAGUAGCAUCAACAAUAGUUGUUGAACCGGAAUCUUGUAUCGUCAACACCAGGAUCUAACACUCAAAUAAAAAUCCAAAACAGCCCUUCAACUGUUGGUGUCGUUCUUUAAAGUAGAAGAUAGCUGGGACACUUUCAGAUUCACGUUAGUGAAAUACUAUUUUGAGUUGCCUUUAUUUCCAAUAAUUAAUGCAGCAUAAAUACAUAACCUCUUACCCUUCUGUUGCUCAUAAGAAUUGAGAAUGCCAUGAGUCCCUUCCAUCUUUUCAUUUUUAACAUAUAAUAGAGCUUUUGUGAUUACCUUUUCCUUAUCACUUCCUUUCAGACAUUCCAACUUUGUCACAGAACAAAUGAGUUCUCUUCCGUGCUUGCUUUUGGCCAUUAUUCUUCCCUUGUGUUACUGUGUUGAUGCUGCUUGCUCUAAUGGAAUAUGCAAGGUUUGUAUACCCUACCACCUCUUAUUUGAAUCAUGCCUUUUACUUUUCAGUUUCAAAAUUGGUAUUAUAUUUGUUUUCAAUCUUUGAUCAGCUAAAUGAUGAGUGCUCGUCUAAUGGUGAUUGUGGAACUGGACUCUAUUGUUUCUCAUGUCCACUUGGGUUUUCAGGCUCUAGGUGUGUGAGAUCUUCUGUCACAGAUCAAUUCAAGCUCAUAAAUAAUUCUCUUCCAUUCAACAAAUAUGCCUUUUUGACAACACACAAUUCUUUUGCUAUUGAUGGAGAACCAUCUAACACAGGAGUGCCUCGAGCCACCAUCACUAAUCAAGAAGACAGUGUAACGCAGCAGCUAAAAAAUGGAGUUCGGGGACUAAUGCUAGAUACGUAUGAUUUUGAUGGAGAUGUGUGGUUAUGUCAUUCAUUUCGAGGCCACUGCCAUGAUUUCACAGCUUUUGAACCAGCUAUAGAUACACUUAAGGAAGUUGCAGCUUUUCUAUCUACCAACCCAGAGGAAAUUGUCACACUCAUACUGGACGAUUAUGUUAAAACACCCAAAGGGUUGACAAGAGUCUUUACAGAAGCUGGUUUGAUGAAGUUUUGGUUUCCUGUGACGAGAAUGCCAGAAAAAGGAGGAGACUGGCCUCUUGUGAGUGAUAUGGUUGCUAAAAAUCAAAGAUUACUUGUGUUCACUUCAAGAAAGUCUAAAGAACAAAGUGAAGGCAUUGCAUACCAGUGGAAUUACAUGGUUGAAAAUCAGUAUGGAGAUGGAGGAAGAAAAGCAGGAAGGUGUCCAAAUAGAAAAGAAUCUUCUCCUCUUGAUGACAAGAGCAAGUCCUUAGUGUUGAUAAACUAUUUUCGCACUUUUCCACUUAAGCCAAUUACAUGUGAAGAUAACUCUGGAGGUCUCACUGACAUGCUGAAAACCUGUCAUGGUGCUGCUGGCAACAGGUGGGCUAAUUAUGUUGCUGUUGACUAUUACAAGAGAAGUGAAGGAGGAGGACCUUUUAAAGCUGUGGAUACUCUCAAUGGGAAGCUCUUGUGUGGUUGUGAUGAUGUCCAUGCCUGUGUGUCAGGGUCUACUUCACAAGCUUGCUCAGCCCAGAAAGCAUAGCAAGUAGCAACAAGCUUCUUGUAAUGUUUGAGUGUUUGAGUCUGUUUAAGUGUAAUAUCUUGCCUUCAUUACCACGUUUUCCUGGUUCGAUAUAAUCAUACAAGUACUACUGUAUGCCAGUGCUACCGGAUUAUGAGUUUGUAUAAAUUUGUAAUGACAUUAUAUAAAACUAUCAAUGUUUUAAGAUAAUGGUACUUCUUCUAAGCAAAUGGGAAAAUCUUUUAAGAUUUGCACUGAGCCAUGCGUUACUCUAUAUUCUAACCUCCACUCAUAAUGAUAGAAGUUCUAUUCUGUUGCCAUAAUCCUACUAAUUUUUGAGCAAUUUGUGAGGAAUUCAAAUAUGGAAUUGAGAAUCUCACAUAGAAUAGAGAUGAGUAAGAUGAACAUGCCAAAAAAAUAAAAUAAAAAACUCACAAACCUAUUGUUUUAUGGGCUUUUUAUAAGAGGUGCCUAUGAUAUCUCAUGUAUGUUGACUAAUGAUUCAGAACUCAUCAUAUUCAAAUUUUUUGGUUACAAACCAACUCUCCCCAAUUCCAAUCGUAACUAUAUGGUUUAACUUUUCCAAUAUUAGUUUUGUGUUGGAUUUUAACCCGACUAACGUAAUGAAAUAUCAAGAAAUGUUGAUAGAUGAAUUAGAAAUUUCAUUUCGAACUCUUAUUUUGGAAAGCAUAUAUUGGACAACCGAUAAUGGGGCAUAUAAAAACAAUUGGAAAGACAAAUAGUUUUCUCAUGACAACACAGCUCAAAUUUCUAUUAUCCUUAUUAACGCAAAACACUUUCUCAAAGUUAGGGUUGUGGAUGCUUGGGAUGGGUCUAUUCCUACCUUUCUGCAACAAGUACCGAGAGUGUAGAAUCUAUAACAUCUGAUUUUAACUUGUGCUUAUUUUUAUCCUUCCUCGCAUCCAUGUUCUUGGAGUAAGAGUAUUCGGUUGCAUAAUCCCUCCAACUAAAACUCUGAUUCUUAGGAAACUCUUAAUAGACUCCCUUCUGAUAGCCAUGCGACACAACUCUUUUCAUGUAGUAAGCAAGAACACAACUCUUCUCAUGUUUUUCUUUUAUGUUCUACCGCUAGAAGUCUCUGGACUUUGGCUUCAAGGAAUUUUUUUCUGGUUUUAAUUCAUGUCUAACCAUGAUAUUUUGAGUCUGCUAUGUAGUGCAGGUAGUCCCUUGUCAAGGAGAUUCAUUUAGUCAUUAUAACCUAAUUUAUACAUAUUGUCAGGGUAAACAAAAUUUAUACGCCAAUCAAUAUAAAAUCUUCAUAAGUAUGAUUCUAAAGAUAGUUAUUUUAAAAAUCACCUCACUUAUCAUACAAGGGAGUCUGCGAAUGAAUGACGCUGUAAAAACUCUUUACACCCAGUGCAUACACUAUUAAUUUCUAAUCGAGUGGAAAUUAUCAGAUCUUUUCUAAAAAGCUUGCAUCUGUACCUAUAAAAGAUACAACCAGAGAACUUCUACAA
Molecule: messenger RNA, 3097 nt
Organism: Vigna unguiculata (cowpea)
Lineage: Eukaryota; Viridiplantae; Streptophyta; Magnoliopsida; Fabales; Fabaceae
Product: PI-PLC X domain-containing protein At5g67130-like
Biological process (GO): lipid metabolic process
Molecular function (GO): phosphoric diester hydrolase activity
Source: RefSeq, a predicted model, not a curated record